This is a messenger RNA of Symbiodinium natans, 2837 nucleotides long. Lineage: Eukaryota; Dinophyceae; Suessiales; Symbiodiniaceae. The record is from the annotation of a GenBank genome assembly.
GCUUUGGGCCGCAAAGCUCGUUGAUGAAGCUUGUGGAAGAGAAGUUGUGUUGCUCUGUCUACGGUGCCAUAUUUGUGGAGAAGUUGCUUCAAAGCCAAGCCAUUGCCGACGCGGCAAGAGCGGCGUCACAUGCAUCUGACGGUGUCGGGGCAUCAAGCGGAACGAAACGCCCCCGUGUUCCUGACUUGGCUGCAACUGAGAAGCCAGCAAAGGCACCGAAGGCAAAAGCCAAGGGAAAAUCAAAGGCAAAAGCCAAGUCGAAAGCAAAGGCCAAAGCUGCAGCCGGGCCUCUUGCAGAUGGUGAGGCAGCAACAUUGCAGGACGACAUCGAGAUGGACGACGACGACUUUGGUGGAGACGGUAUGACACGUGCACGAUUGUGGCUGGACGACUUGAUGGGUUGUCUGGCACGAUGUUUGCCAGACGGGCCACUGAAGCAAGUCGACAUUUGUCGGCAAAGCGACAACAAGCAGCUCAAGGACGCCAGUGAAGCGCUUUCACAGUGCCUCAGUCUUGGGCUUGAGUUCGCUCUGAACUGCAAGGUCACCAUCAAUCGCAAAACCUUUGCACUAUGGUCAAAGUUGCGGCCUGUCCUGCAGGCUCAUCUCAAGAACGUCUUCGCGGCAAAGACAUCGCAGUCUGGUAUUACGGAGGGCAUGAGAAUGGACGCAGUGCUCCAACAGCUGUCAAGGCAAUCGCAAUGGCAGGAUGGUGUUCCGGAGUCGUCGUCUACGUUCGGACACGUGUCCGCAGAAACACUUGCCCGGGACAUUCUGGCCAGCAAGGAUUCGCUGCACAUUGCGAAUGAGUUUCUUCGCAAGAACAAUUCGUCGAACGUGUACAUGCAUCAGUCACUGCGGAAGGCCAUAGCCCAGUUCAAGUCAUCGUUCUGCAGCUGUCGUACUGGCACUGAUACGUGGGACGCAUCAGCCACACGAUGCCAGUACCACAAUGACGUGCAUGCUCUGCCGGAUUUCGUGUCCAGCAUUGCACAGGCGCUGGAAACAGACGACACUGUGCCCGCCCAAGCGUCUCUCGUGGGUACGGCGGCUGUGGUGCUGGCUGCUACGACAACAACGCCGCAACGUCGGGGGCAUGAUGCCUCGCAAUUCUCACCACAGACUGGCAAAAGCCCACGACGACCAAAGGCCAAAGAUGUCAAGGAAGAAUCUGUUUUGGAUUCGUUGCCCAGGGAAGCUGCAUUUCUGCUCAAAGUUCAUGAGGCGGUGGUGGCAGAACCAGUUCCAGAGCACGUGCUGGCAGUCGCUGCAGAUGCCGCAGGCGCAGUACAUGCAAAGGUUGAGAACACCGCCGAGACCAUGCAUGAGAACAAAGGUAGCCUGCCAGAGACGCUUGACAUUCCGACGACUCCGGUGACUCCAGCGGCCAAGACGACGAAGUCCCAGGCGUCAUCAUCACUCAACGAGCAGGCUGUUGAGGCCCUUGUUUGCGCCAAGGUCCGUUACAUGCUUGUCAUGAUGCUGUCUAUGAUGGAGGUGCCGGCCCCGGGCGCAACCUCGAAUGACAAUGGUGAAGGAGAUGACACCCACGCCAAGGCCAAGAAGAACCUGAUCACGUUCGAAGAUCUCGCGGCUACAGGUGCCAAAUGCUUGCGCUUGGUGAUCCAGUACCUUUGUGAGCACGGGACGAACUACAUUAUGGAGAUUGAAACACUGCUCAACUUGAAGCAACGCGAUACGAUCAGCACUCCGGCGGAAGACUCCUGGAGCACGAUCUGGUACAGUGUUUUCAACUUCGCUGUCAAGAAGAUAUUGGCCGACCCAAAGCAGUGUGCGCAACUGCUCAGCCCAGAUGCAACGCUGGCAAAUUCCAAAGUUGCGCUUGCUUCAGUGCUGCCAUCGCCAAACGCAGUUUGUCCCAAGAGCAAGUUUCGCGGGCAGAACGACUCAUCAGGCAGUCGUGGCCAGGCCUUUGGCCCGACUCGGCAACAGAUGGAGAUCAAGGACGAGUCAACACCGACACACGCAGAUGCGAUGAGCACCACCGCGCAGUCGAGCUUGUCGUCCAGCACGCCGCCGGCAUUGUCCGACAUCUACACCAUGCAGGAUGUGAGCUUGGGGAAGAUGUCACGUGACUCAAUCACGGUGCUGGACAUCAUUGCCUUGCGAUGUCUCAUCGAGAAUAACAUCACGGUUAAUGCAUGGAAGUGCUCAUCACAUGUGAUGCUUGGCUUGCUGACGGUUGACGCGAAGGCUUCGAUCAUGCUGACAACAGAGAGCAUUACAGAGGAGCUUGGUAUGCAGCGGGUGUACGCCUUUGGAUCCGUCACUACAGAGCAGGGCCCCAAGACCGUCAAGGUGGCAAGCGUUGUCGUGGAUCAACAGACGAUUAACUUCUGGCUGCAUGAGCAAGGCUUCUCGAAAACGACGAGCCUAGCUCCGUGCGCAGUAUGGAUGUGCAAGGCUGGCUUCGAUGAAGCCAAAGCCAUGUUUAUGACAGGCUUCGACGAGGAGACCUUGAAUUUCCCCGGGGCCGGUGGCAAGAACUUUGCUGUUCACAUGCGGCGGCCAUACAUCUACUUUCGCAGCGAAGCCGCCAAGAAGCUGUCGAAUGUCGAUCCUGCUCGUGCGCCUGAAAUGGUUUUGUGCUCUCGUACCAACUUUGAAGAGGAGAACCAGACCAAAAUUGCGGGCAAGCUGAUCAAGAAGAAAACACAAAACUUGGUCAUGGGUGGUGUCGCUUUCGAACAGCGGCAAGCAGAACAGGCUAGCGGCACCAUGCCAAAGGCAGAGGAAGCGGCGCCAUGCCACGACGAUAUACUUCUGGACAUCAGCCCCACAGUGAUGACCAAGCAGACACGCCACUUGCUCAAGUGA